UCUCACCUUAGGAAAGGGUGUGUGUAAGUUUUGAUGUUUGGAAAGGAGAUUACGCAAAAUAUGAAUUCUAAUUGGGUACAUUUGAGGAAAAGCCAAUACUUUUAGCCAUAAAUGGGCAAGGCGCGGCCACUUUUAGAGUAGUUGGGUCAUCUCCGUUUCAAAGUAACUUCUUGCAUGGCCUAGUAUUUGGUUGGAUUUACAGCCUUGUCGGUCAAAAAUGGAUGAUUUCAAGCGACUAGAAUUCAUCCAAAUCCAGUCAACUCUUGGGAGAGAAAAGUUUCAGGGAUUUGAGUAUGAAGGUUUAGAGGGAACCACCUGUUUGAAUUGUAGAGAUGGCUGUCCAGGUUUUAUAAGACACCCCUGGAGACGCAGCUGUGGAAACUGUAAAUGUGGCCUUUGGGAUCACGAUCUUCCUCAAAGUGCAGGAUUUCACCCUUUUGAUAGAAUAUGCGUGGAAGAGACAUUGCCACCAAUGAUGUCAGAAUAUGACACAGCUGUUGGUGAGGGGUUUCUUUGGGUGCCAAGAGGGCUGAGAAGUGCUGGGAUUGCUAAUUUCAUGGACCAACUGCCUGCAGAUAAAGUUCCAAAGCAACGCACAGAGGGCGCAAAAUACCGAGCCAGACAGCUGUUUUAUCAAUUGCCAAGGCAAGAUUUUUCAACAAAGUAUUCGAAAUUUUUGAAGGAGGAAGAGAAGGAGUCGUUUAUUGACAUGAACAAUGAGAGAGUAGGAGAUGCUUUAGGAAUAGCUGCUGUGCGGGGUAUUUUGUCAAUGUCAAAGCAGUGCACCUCCUGUAAUGUUUACAUCAGCAGUGGCGAGUCUGGCAUUUUCACCGAGCGCGGUGGUGGUAGCAAGUGCUGGCAUCCGCAAUGCUUCACAUGCCAUUUCUGCAGAGAGCAGCUAGUUGAUAAUAUAUACUUUUUCAGGAAUGGUCACGUGUAUUGUGGAAGACACUACUCCGAAUCAAUUAAACCGCGUUGUGGUGGAUGUGAUGAGAUGAUCUAUAUUGGUGAAUUCACUAAGGCCCUUGACAAAUCCUGGCAUAUUGAGCAUUUUGCUUGCCAUAACUGCGACGUCCCUCUGACUGGCAAGAAGUACAUUGUCAACAAGCAUCAGCCUUUCUGCCAGAAAUGCUUCACAGAAAAUAUCGCAAACAAAUGCUGCAUGUGUAAGAAGCCGAUUGGGCCAGAGAGUAAAGAUUUGUUUGUUAAAGACAAGCAUUAUCACAAGGAGUGCCUUAUUUGCUCUAGGUGCCAUAAUCAACUGGAGAGCCAAACAUUUGUUUGUGUCAACAACGAGCUUGUAUGCAAUUCAUGUAGAGGAAUCGAUCCACCAAAGAUCUGUGCUGGCUGUACUCGUGAAUUCAUGCCAGAAGAGAAGAAAAUUGGAGUGAAGGAAAACAACGAGUAUUACCACGAACUUUGUUUUCUGUGCAGCAAAUGCAACAACCCUAUAGGAACCCAGCAGUUUGUAAGAACAGGCCCAGGGACACAAACUUGUAACAGCUGCUAUCAGUCACGUCUUCAGGAUUGCAUCAAAUGCGCAAUGGCAAUCAAAGGAAACGUGGUGAAAUUUGAAGGCAUGCCUUACCAUCCUGAGUGUUUCAUUUGUGAGCAGUGCAGAGUUCCUUUGUCAGGUCAGCAAUUCUACCGACAAAACGACAGCCCGUAUUGUGAAGGAUGCUAUCUUCGUUAUUUUGGCAAACGCUGCAGCACUUGUUACAAGGCAAUUAAGGGCAAUACCAAAUUUGUUGACUACAAUGGCGAGUUUCAUCAUGACGAAUGCUUUGUUUGCUCGAACUGCAGCAGAAGAUUGGCUGGAGCAAAGUUUGUUAUCAGAGAUCGAAGCCUUCUCUGUGUUGACUGCAAGUAAGAACGUCGUAAGAACGUCGUAAGAACGUCGUUAGAACGCCUAUGAGCUAAACUCGUGUUAUCUGUUUUUGGAUUGUUGUUUCGUUAUCAGCUGUAGUAUACAUUCUUAUUUAUAGAUAACGUGACCAUAAUUUGGUUGCAGAGGCUUAGACUUUGAAAAUAUAGCCUGUGUAUUUAAUGCAAAAUAGCUUGCCCAGUUGAUUGACUGGAAGGACAAGAUAUAGGCGCCCAUGCAGAUAGGUUUACUGUUUCUGGGCAAGGUUUUUGAAUUGAUGGUGAGAGUUAUUUAAGCCUGGUUCCCACUUGUCCUUAUUAUCGUAAGAUUCUGUGUGAACGUGUUUUCAUAAACCAUCCCCGAAAUCGUCCUCUUCCCCGUCAAAUAGAAAUGAGUUCCAUUUAAAAAAAUCACGUCCCCGACGUCCCCAAUUCUUACUCUUUACUGGGAAAAACUUUCUUACAAAAGUUUAUAGUUUGACGAGAGACGAUUUCGGCUUAUAAAAAGCAGUAAGGAUUCAAUAUUGCAGUUACUGUUUGUCAUUUAUCUUAUUUUGCUUUUUGCCUCUUAAGCAGACGACAGUUUAUCUGUUACCUUUAAUUACCUCAUAUAUAUUUUUAUUACCAUAUGUUGCAUAACUAAAGUUCAGAAUCGCAAUCUGUAUUACGAAAGGCAUCAUGCUUCAAUGCAUCUACUGUCAAGUGAGCCACUGUCAAUGGCUGUAUAAUAUUAAAUGUUUUUUAUUACUAGAACAACAUGUCGAUGAACGAUUAAACUUGGAUUUGUUGGAAUGAUUCUCGUGAUUUUUCAGUGCAAAGUAUUUUAUAUUUCUUGCAGUAUUUAGAUUUCUUAGUGUGGCAAAGUGAUUCUAUCAUUGAUCGAAUUGUGUGUAUUUAGUUUUGUAUGGAAUGAAUGUGUCGUGAA
Rhopilema esculentum is the source of this 2788-nucleotide messenger RNA. RefSeq names its product testin. The record is from RefSeq and is a predicted model, not a curated record. NCBI's taxonomy places the organism in Eukaryota, Metazoa, Cnidaria, Scyphozoa, Rhizostomeae, Rhizostomatidae. Gene Ontology annotation, molecular function: zinc ion binding.